AUGGUCUGGUAUCAUGUCGCCGAGCCGAACUCGUACCUCGUCAUUACUGGCGCAGGUAUCGAGAAGGUCACAAUCAAGAAAAAGGCAUUCGUCCUUCCCUUCCAGAAGGUUUCCAAGAUCAGCAUCACGCCUUUCGACUUCUCCAUGAACCUGACUGCUAUGACUGUUGAGAAGUUGAAAUUCUCACUCCCUGCAGUCUUCACUAUUGGACCCGAGGACUCCGUUGAAUCCCUGGAGAAGUACGCCGUACUGCUGACGGGCGAGUCUGAUGGCAGACCUACGGUAUCUGCCUCACAAGGCGCAGUCGCCGUGGCAGCCGGAAGGAACCAUGUCCAGGACAUUGUGAAGGGUAUCAUCGAGGGUGAGACGAGAAGCAUCGUGAGCACCAUGACCAUGGAAGAGCUGUUCCGCGAACGCAAGAUCUUCAAAGACAAGGUCAUUCAGCAAGUGCAGUCUGAACUAGAUAACUUCGGAUUAUGUAUUUAUAACGCCAACGUGAAGGAAUUGCAAGAUACCCCAGGAUCAGAAUACUUUGCCUUCCUAUCACGCAAGGCUCACGAGGGUGCACUCAACCAAGCGAAGGUCGAUGUCGCCGAUGCGCGCAUGCGCGGUGAAGUCGGCGAGGCCGAAAAGCAGGGCAAGACCAAGCAGGAAGUCGCGAAGAUUCACGCUGCAACUGCCGUCCUCGAAACGGAGCGCAAAGCAGAGAAGGCAGCUGCGGACGCCAAGUUGACCAACAAGGAAAUCAGUAUCGGGAAGGACCUCAAUCUCGCGCGCAUCCAAGCAAAGCGCGAUGCCGAGCGACGCGACGCAGAGCUCAACACCGAAGUCGAGAAGAAGAAGGCGCUGAUGGAACUCGAGCGCCUGCGUGCCACUACCGUCACACAAGCUACCAUCGCCAAGGAGUCUUCCCAGCAAAAAGCCGAUGCAGAGCUGUACAAAGAGCAGAAGCAAGCGGAGGGUAAGAAGUAUAGCGAGCAGGCUGACGCAGAGGCCGCUGCGUUCCGCCGCAUCCAGGACGCAGAGUCGAACUUCCAAGCCAAAGAGCGCGAGGCCGAAGCGAACUUCUUUGUCUCCAAGCGCGCCGCAGAGGCAGAGUACUACCGUGCCGAGCGCGAGGCCCAGGCGCAUCUCAUCAAGCAGCAACGCGAGGCAGAAGGUCUGUCCGCGAUGGCCAAGGCAUACGGCGAUAUGGCGAACGUGCUCGGCGGACCGCAGGGUCUCAUGCAGUACCUCAUGCUGCAGAACAACACAUACGAGCGGUUGGCCAAUGCAAACGCCCAGGCUAUCCGUGGUCUGCAGCCCAAGAUCAACGUGUGGAACACUGGUGCUCAGGGCGACGGUGCAGCUGCGGAUCCUACGGCGCCGAUUAGGAAUCUCUUUCAGAGCUUGCCGCCGCUGCUGAGCACGAUUCAUGAUCAGACGGGUAUGCAGCCGCCGAGCUGGCUGGCGCAGAUGCCUCAGGAGAAUGGUGUGAAGGGACAAAGACUGGGACUGAAGAGUGGAAAUGAAGUGUCGGAGUGA
Molecule: messenger RNA, 1524 nt
Organism: Didymosphaeria variabile
Lineage: Eukaryota; Fungi; Ascomycota; Dothideomycetes; Pleosporales; Didymosphaeriaceae
Exons: 2
Coding region: 1-1524 (507 amino acids)
Biological process (GO): protein localization to plasma membrane
Cellular component (GO): plasma membrane
Source: RefSeq, a predicted model, not a curated record